Stegastes partitus (bicolor damselfish) is the source of this 4632-nucleotide messenger RNA. RefSeq names its product neuregulin 1 (gene nrg1). Gene Ontology annotation, molecular function: protein tyrosine kinase activator activity; chemorepellent activity. Lineage: Eukaryota; Metazoa; Chordata; Actinopteri; Pomacentridae. The record is from RefSeq and is a predicted model, not a curated record. Gene Ontology annotation, biological process: cell differentiation; nervous system development; intracellular signal transduction. The transcript has 9 exons.
CCCCCUCCCUCUCUGUAUGAUUCUCUUUCUUUCUCUUUCCCCUUACUCAUCUGUUUCUGUGGCUGCGCUGAGAGGAAGGGCACCUGCCGCUCCCUGAUGAUUCAGCCUUUCAGCUGCCUGGAGUUCUACAGACACAACAGCAUGUCUCUCCUGCCACUGCAGUGCUUGGCCGUCCUGUCUUCUGCACUACAGUUGCUGCAGCUGCAGCCGGCCCAUCACGUCGACACUGCCUGUUCCUCCUCUUCUGCCCAAGUGUUCAGCAAAUAUGGUGAUUGUACAGACCCAUGAUUGCGUGUGUUAUGAAAAAGCAUGAGUAAGGAACUCCUUUCCCUCGUGCACAGGCUGACUACAUAUCUUCAAGACUGUUAACACGGUUCAACUCUCUGAAGGGCAUUUUUACUUUCCUCUGAAAUCCCAGCUCUGACUUUGUGUCCUCAUGAUAGAAAACACAGUCAAGGACACGGGUGGCAGACAGCCACUGUGUGAUGCUCUGAGCUAGAAGUUGAGGUGUUCAGGGGCACUUCAUCCAGCAAGUCGAAAGGAUGACUGAGGGAAUGGAGGAUUUCUGUGCAGGGCCAACCCCUCCUCCAGGAUCAUCCUCCCCCACCAGCUCUACUGUUGAUACUGGACAAGUCCCAGAGGAGAAACCAGAGGAGACAGAGGCAGCUGGUGAGAGAGGGGAGGAGGAUGCAGAGGAAACUGCAGAAGGAGGAGGUGAUGGCGAUGGGGAACAUGUGGGGGCUUUGGGAAUCGUGGCCUUGCCAGGGACCUGCUGCGUGUGCAUAGAGAUGGAACAGAUUAAUAAAUGCCUGCACUCUGAGAAAAUCUGCAUUCUGCCCAUCUUGGCCUGCCUGCUUAGCUUAGCCCUCUGCACAGCUGGCCUCAAAUGGGUCUUUGUGGAUAAGAUCUUCGAGUAUGAACCACCCACACACUUAGAUCCUAAACCUAUCGGACAGGACCCAAUUAUUAUAUCAGUUGACCCAACGCUGGAAAUAACUGUCGCGAUUCCUCGUUUAUCUCCCUCUACUGUCUCCCUAACCACAACCAUCGCCAUCACUCCACGACAUCCUGAGGUUGUAGUGGAAGAGAAAUUUACACAAGGGCCAUAUGUACCUCAUUCUCCAAGAGAGACGGAACCCUCUGUAACACUGAAAUACAACGCUGAACACCCCACCGUCCCAAAGCAGACUCCACACCCCCAGACAACACAGGAAUUAAACAACAUCAUCCCGACUAUCUCUACCACCAGCACCUCCACUAUAGUCAAGACGUCCAGUCAUGUGACCCGCUGCAGUGACAGCCAGAGGAACUACUGUGUUAACGGAGGGGAGUGCUUCACCCUUGAAAUUAUGCCGGGAAGUACAAAGUUUCUCUGCAGGUGCUUGCGGGGAUUCACUGGGCACCGAUGUGAACAAGCUGUGCUUAAGAAAGUCUCAGACCCAAAACAAGCUGAGGAGCUGUAUCAGAAACGUAUUUUAACAAUAACAGGAAUCUGCAUUGCACUCCUAGUCGUUGGACUCAUGUGUGUGGUUGCCUACUGCAAAACAAAGAAGCAGAGAAAGAAACUACGGGACCGUCUAAGGCAAAGCCUGAAGAAUAAGAGGAACAACAAUACCAAAGUGGUCACUGGUUCCCACCCAGCAGGCUCCACUAGAGGACGUCAGAUUUCUAACUUGCCACUUCAAGAUUUGCAGCUUGUCAAACAAUGUAAUGGGACGACUACGCAGCAUGCAGCUGAGAAGGAGACAGAAACGACCUUCUCCACAAGCAAAUAUGCCUUAUGUGCGCAUGACCCUACCACACUCACCCAGCUCUCCAACCAAAGCUGGAGUAAUGACUGGAGCAACAGUGUUCUGUCUGACACUGAGUCUGUCUCGGUGAUGUCACUGGCGGAGAAUAGCCAACAUGCCACACAAGGCGCCCGGGGUCGUCUGAAUGCCACUGGCGGCGCCAGUGACUUAAGUGCUCAUUCAAAGAAGUCGCGAGACACACCCAACUCCAACAGGGACUUGCCUUAAUGUACAAGGUUUGUAUCUGCCAUGACACACCUGACUCAACAGUCUCCAGAGUCCUGGGCCUCUCCGUUAACUCCAGGGUCUCCUCCAUCAGAGAUGUCACCCCCUCUUUCCAGCCUGGCCAUCUCUGUCCCCUCAGUGGCUUUGAGCCCCUCUGGUGAGGAGGACCGCCCCUUGCUGUUGUCAAGCACGGGUCAUCAACACAGGUCAGCGAACCGAGAUGAACAGAAGAGGACCUCUUUCCACUACAAUCAUGGCCAUGUGGCACACAGCUUACCACCCAGCCCACUGUUUAGUAUGGAGAAUGUUAACAACCAAAUAGGAGAUCACGACACCAGAGCUCACAUGUUUUCCGAAUCAACUGAGAAAUUUAUUCAUACAAACAAAAAUAUCAAUGACUGCAGCGUUAAAGGAAUUACUGGCCACAUGCUUCAUUACAUGGAGUCCAGUGGUGACAGUAGGUUAGUGAGUGAAACACAGGAGCCUCAGGGGGAACAGACACCCUUCCUUAGCACAGAGAGCACUACAACCCCUUUGCUCAAGGCCAUGGACAGCAGCAGGACUAACCCAGCAUUACCACACGAUGGCCUGGAAGUCAAGUCAUCCAACCCCAUCAUCGAACAAGAUCCAAUUGCUGUGUGAAGUAAAAAAAGAAAUUGCAGAGAAUCCUUUAUGUUGAGGGGGAAAAAAAGAAAUCACUAUUAAACCUUUAUUUUCUAUACAUUAUUUGAUGUGUAAAGACUUUUAAAGAUUAAUGAAAAAUGAAACUUUUAUUUUAGUGACGUAGUGAAUAAAGACUUUUAUAUUAAAAAAAAAAAAAGUACAUAUGUGGUUAUGUCUUGUAGGUAAAGUGCCAUACACUACUAUGUAGCAACCGUUCACAGUAUGUUUCAGUGCAGAAAAUAUCAAUGGUGCCUUUCUGUUUAAUAUGCUUAAGGGAACUGUAACAUCGGAUACUGGGCAAUGGUAUCACUGUCUUAAUCUUCAAGUAAACAUUCAAAAAUAACUUGCUGGCUGCCUUUAAUGUCCUGCAGCUGAAAGUGCUCACCGACAAGAUAGUUGAAAAAUAGGCAAAGAUAAAUAGUAACUAGGUUCAAGGUGCAUGCUAUGUUCUUAAAUGCUGUGAUGAAAUAAUGAGCAGUUUGUGUUUUCCUCUACAGCCGUUUGACUUCAUUCGUUCCAUAGGUGGUUUUACUGAGACUUUUUUGAGGAAUACAAUGCUGAUCUUCCAUGCCUAAUUGAUAUUUAUGAACACAUUAUUAAUCAGCUCAUGCAUCAGCUGCAUUUAAUGAGAGGUGGGGAAGAUGUUUUUAUUCUUCCCUGGACUACACCAUUGAUGUCUGAUUUAGCAUCCUGCCAGGUAAAUAUUACAACAACAGGUAGUGUGCAGUCGCAAAAGUCUGCCUCUUUAGUAUUACUUAUACUGACACCUAUAUGCUUACCAUAAACCUGUACAUUUUGCGUGCCUAAUUCUUUAUUUGGUUUCGAUCAAAAUGUUUGAAGUUUACCAUUUCUAUGUUAAAGGGCUACUGCAAUGCUGUAGUACUGCACUUCCACAACGUUUAGAGAAUGGUCCAACUGAAACAACAGAGGAAUAAUUUCCUGUCUUCAAGUCCCUGGCAUGAUUAAGCCUAAAUUUUUGAAAGUGUUUUUUCAAAUUAAAGCUUUAUUUAUGUGUAUGCUGGCAGGUAUUCACAUCUUCACUGAGUCCAGACUGACUCAGUUAAGGUGGUGCCCCCAAAGACAUAACUACUAGUGUGAAGACCAGCAAAUUUUCUAUGGUGGCAUCUUCCAAAUCAAAAAUAUGUGCAAAUAUCUACAAAGUGUGUACGAAAUAAAAUGCUGAAUAUUUCAUCCUCUGUAAAGACAUCAUGUGUUCGUACGCUUGGGUUUAAAGAAACUGCUACAUCUAUACAUGAUGAUUAACUGCUUGAAUUUGAGUCAUAUCUCUGAUUAGAAUUCUUUGCCAAAUUUAAUUUGUUACAACUUCCAAAGACUGUAUGCACUGAUGUUUUCAAUAACCGCAGCUUGUGUUCAAAUGUGCAGUCUGAUUGUACUUGUGAUUUUAAAACGUUUUGACAGUUUUGUCUGCUUGUAUGAGCAUAGUUUAUGAAAAUCUGCCAAAGACUGUCCCCCUCUGACUCCUACAAUAAUACACUUUUGAAAAGCAAAUUAAAACUAACAAUUACUGGACUCUGUGGUGAGCCAUAGUUUCUUAAAAUUGUAUGCAUACAGAAUCAGCAGUCAGCCGAGCAUAUGAAUAAGUUUGAUGACAUGAACGUGCUGCCCUAUUUGUGUUCUAUUGUAUUUUAUACCUGAUGAAGAUUAUUUAUAUUUAUUUGGUAGCCCAACAGUUGUUGUGGUUAUAUAAUAUUUAUGGUCAUAUUUAGCUAAUUUAAUUUAAAAGAGGUAAGAUAACAUAUAGCCAUUUCAUCCACAUGGUUAUUGGUACUAAACAGGCGAUAACCACUUGCACAUUUUGACACUUGUAUGCUUAGCAUAACUCACAAUGCAUUGCUUUUAGAAGUAGGAGUGUCUUCAAAUUAUGUAAAUAUAUAAUGAAAACCUUCCGCACUGUUGUUUCUCAUUGAAUAUUAAAUCAAUUCUGUGUUUUGUG